AUGCAGGAUAAUCAAAGUCUUCGUAUUCCUUAUUAUCGUCUACAUCCUGGACGUAACAGAUUUUGUUGCCAUGGCAGAGGGGUCUUUUCCCGGGAUAUGUGUAUAUUCACUAUUACCCUCCUUUUAAUUAUCUCAGUUACAGUUCUCUUCUUUGCUUUUGACUGCCGUUUUUUAACCCCCAUCUUAACUCCUGCUGUUCCUAUUUUAGCAGCGAUCCAGUUCCUAUAUGUUGUUACUGCAUUUCUUCGUACAGCAUUCACAGAUCCAGGAAUUAUACCACGGGCCACACGUCCUGAAGUAGAAUGGACUGAACUGUCAAUUAGUACUGGAGAUGUAUCUGUAAAUGACUCGAAUAACAAAAGUGAGCAUGAUGUAAAUGCAGUUCGAACUUAUCCACCCGGUGCCAGAACACGUCAAAUUCUAAUUGGAGAUCAUCUAGUCAAAAUUAAUUAUUGUCAUAGUUGUCGAAUUUUCCGUCCACCAAGAGCGUCACAUUGCUCUUCGUGUGAUAAUUGUGUUGAACGUUUUGAUCAUCAUUGUCCAUGGAUUGGAAAUUGCGUUGGCCAAAGAAACUAUCGUUAUUUUAUAUUAUUCAUAUAUUCCCUGAGUAUCUAUUGUCUUUAUAUUUUAGUGUUUUCAAUAGUCAAUUUAAUUUUAUUAUACGAAAAGUAUGAAGAUAUUAUAAUGGCUAUCAAGAUUUCUCCCGCUCAUAUCCUUUUCAUGUGAUUUUUGAUAAUAAAGUGUUGAUGUUAUUAUAAUUAUUUUCUUUGUGUUUUGUUUGUUUGUGUAUGAUUGACUAGCUGGUUAUAUUGUAAACAUUUUUCAAAGCAUUUGUUUUAGAAAAAGUGUUAUUUAAAAUCAGUUUAUAUUCUUGGAAUAUAUUUCAUCUUGUUUCGAACUUGUUAGUCUAGUGUAACUCCAUUUUCGUGUUGAUACUUACAUUGUGAUUCGCGAAUCCUUUACCUAAACACAUCAAAAGUCAAUGCCUUAUCUAUUAAGCCAAUAAGUUCAGAUCAUUAGUAAUUGGAGGAGUUUCCAUUGCAUACCCUCAUAAUUUGAGCAAUAGUUACAGACGCUGACAUCUUUAAAUAGCCAUUUUAUCAUAAUAUUAAACUUUUCAUUAGUAGUUUAUAAGCUUGACUUUUAAAUAAAAUCAAAUUCAAGACAUUAACAUCCGUCGAACACCAACUCAGAUUUCGUCAAUCGGGCAUAACAAAGUUCGAUCAAGUUACGUGAUAUUUAAGUGGUUUUUCGAUAUAAUUAUCUUUCUCUAAACACCAUGUUAUUACAGGUUUCUAAAUUCAUAGCCUGCUGUUGGGUCUUGCGACAGUUUAUUUUAUUGGAAUGAUUUACAUAUAAGUGCUAAACGGUUAUCAUUUCUGAAUGAAUAAUAUGUUUACAAACAACUCAUUAAAAUCAAUAAUUAGUCGAUUUGAAGAAAUUAAAAUGAUAAAUUAUUGGAUUAAGCACUCAGAUUUCAACUGAUAAGUUACAGGUUCAAACCUAGUCCGAGCUUUUUUUCUUUAGGCAGUGAACCUGGAACAAUACCCUUCACACACACACACGUAAACGAUAUAGGUCAAAGUACGUAAAUCUGUCCUCAAUAAAUGGAGCAUACAUUAUAAUAUAGAAUGUCAAUAAAUUGUCUCAACUAUAUACCCUUUGAAAUAGCCAUAAUAUAAGUCAAAGAGUCAGACUGUAGAACCUGUUGGUUAUGUACACCGGUUCAAGUUUCCAUACCCCAUUAGCACAGAGGUCAUAUUGUCGGUCCAAAUCUCAGAAUAGUAGAGGCAGUAUCAGUGGCAAUAAGAAAGACUAGGCAUCGAAGAUACAACUCGAAAAGAAAAUAUAAAUUAGUGAAACAAAAACGAGAAGAAAGUUGUGAGAAUUUUAGAAUGUCAGAAUUCGGGGAAGAUAACGAGUGAAUGCACCUGAGCCAAUGCAAACAGUUUGGAGCUACGUCAUUCAAAGUCUCUAACCAUUGGUUACGAUAAUCAUACGGACCCUAAGCAAGUAGUUUGUACCUGCUAUCAUUGCUGAGUUCAAUUUUCAGUGACUUCAUAAAUCGAUGCCAUGUUCCAGUUUAUCCGCCAAAAUAUAUAGAAUUCAUAUUAGAAUAAACAGUAAAUUAAUGCACGAUCUUGAGAUGGUGAUCGUACUCACAUAUUAAGAUGACCCAAUCGAGCUGUAUUAGUUGCAACAUUUGUUUCGUUAGGUCCUACCAUGCAAGACAAUUUGGUUGGAGAACAGUAUGACUGAAAGUUUUAAUUUAAGGUGUGUGGGAAAGGUCGUGCUCCCGACUGUGUAUGGGCGUGAGUGUAUGUUGUCUCCCUCCAACAUCUAACGUCAGCUACAAUGCUGUCUUCUCAUUGCAGAACGUAAGGAUUAGAAAAGAAUGACCCUAAUAACUGUCCCAUGGAUUUCUGUCAUCACCAAUAAGUCAUUUAAGGUGUAGAUUUGAUACGUUACGAGCUACUCACAGAAAUGGUUUGUAUGACCGGCCUCAAAUAGCUGUUCGUAGAUCUCUACAAUCAUGCUAUCAGGUCUUCAACACCACUUCUGGUCUAGAUUUUUUCCAGAAAAUCCAAUAAAAGUUAUCCCUUUACGGUUUGAGUGUAACCCAGUCGUUGCCUUAAACAAGAUUAAGAAAUUGAUGAAAACUACUUGGGAAAUAAGAACAUACAAAAAACUCAGUUAAUCCGAAAUGUAGUUGUCAGUUUUCUUUAAAAAAAUGUUUCGGUAUUCAAAGUACGACAAACAGUAAGUCCUUAUAUUUGCUUCAAGCAACGAUUACCUUAUCAAUUAUAAAUUUAAACCAGUAAUCAGCCUCAUUGAAACACAUCUUAAAUUUAUUUUAAACUUCUCUAAAUCAGAUUAAAGCAGAAUAUCAGAAAGGGUUUUGUGGAGAUUUUAAAAAUUUCACUGUUUGAAAUCAUGAGUCAGUGGAACCUAGACCACCAGUGAGCUGAAGACAAUGGUGUACGGUAGCGCAACUUCGUGGAUUGGUUGAAGUUAAACAUUAACGCCGUUGGAUGCCGGCUUAGUGGUCUAGUUGGUUAAGCGUCUGGCGCGAGACUGAUAGGUCCUGGUUUCGAGUCUCGCGAGGUGCGGGAUCGUGGAUGCACACUGCUGAGGAGUCCCAUACUAG
Messenger RNA from Schistosoma mattheei, 3148 nucleotides. The record is from the annotation of a GenBank genome assembly. NCBI's taxonomy places the organism in Eukaryota, Metazoa, Platyhelminthes, Trematoda, Strigeidida, Schistosomatidae.